This is a messenger RNA of Pyricularia oryzae 70-15, 2615 nucleotides long. RefSeq lists its product as uncharacterized. NCBI's taxonomy places the organism in Eukaryota, Fungi, Ascomycota, Sordariomycetes, Magnaporthales, Pyriculariaceae. Gene Ontology annotation, molecular function: zinc ion binding; DNA-binding transcription factor activity, RNA polymerase II-specific. Gene Ontology annotation, biological process: regulation of transcription by RNA polymerase II. The record is from RefSeq and is a predicted model, not a curated record. The transcript has 2 exons. Bases 402 to 2252 code for a protein of 616 amino acids.
CUGUCCCACUUCAAAGGAAACGAUCAAAUGUCAUGAUACGCCAUACGUCCGCACUCAUACACUCUCUCAACCAACCAGACUAAACAGCCACUCGUUCAAUCCCAGGUCGCGUCCCGCUAAGUCGCUCGCGUGGCUUUCACCUGGUUCCGAGAGGCUUGAUUUGAUCCACGGGGAAAGGAACCAGAGUGGCUUGAACCUCGCUACGCGACGUGUUAAUUGACGUCAAGAGAAACAAAGGAGAAGAAAAUAAUAAUAAAUAAAAAAAGGAAAAGAAAAGGAGAAACCCACAACGAGGAUACAUACUGUUUUGUACGGCCAAGAACCGGCGCGGGGAGCCGCCACCGGGGUGGCCCCAACACUAACCUUGUUCCUGGAUCCCGCGGCCCGAUCCCCCGACCGACAUGUCCCCGGUUGAGGGCACCGCGGAGCCUGUUGCUGUUAAUGGUGAUGGUGAUGGCGGCGCCGCUACCACCGCCGCUUCCGCAGCCGCUUCCGCGCCUCCACCGGUCGCGAGGCGCCGGACGCAUCGAAAGUCGAGGCACGGAUGUGCAUACUGUAAAGGAAGGAGGAUAAAGUGCGAUGAGCUGAGGCCGGCAUGUUCCAACUGUGUCAUUCGUGGGCUUGUCUGCAGCCUGAGCGCGACUGUGGCACCGGCAACCGACGGCAACGGAUCAGGUAACGACGGUAAUGGCCCGCUGUCCUCAACUUCCGAGGUUGGGCCGUUAUCCAGCCUUAUAGAUAGCUCUCCCGCCGCUCCCGUCCAGCAACUGCCUCUACCACCAUUACCGCCGACAACCGUACGCUCGCCUCCGCAAAGGCGAUCAUUUGGCCUAUUCCCCCUAGCCACUAGGAAUCUAGGGGCUCUCGCCAUGGCAGCAACCAGUCCCCAUGCGGCCCUUGAACAGCAUUCGGCAUCUGUCACACCCACUGCGCCUCACCAGCAGCAACUUCCUCCCGCCUCUCCCUACCAGCAAACCCCUUACACCAGCAUCAGCUCCGGGCUUCCCAUGAUGACUGGUGGCCUGGACUAUGACGACCUCCAUCUCCUCCACCACUUCGUCACCUUUACCUCCAAAACGUUUGGUAACGCCCACAUCAUCCAGCGGUUUUGGGCCACUACAGCCCCGGAAGUCGGCUUCCAGCACCAUUUCGUGUUACACGCCAUCCUGGCCGUCGCAGGCCUUCACCUAGCACAGCUGAGCGUCCCAAACUCUGCCAAGCGCCAACACAUACGGCGCAAGGUCGAUCACCACUGGGAUGUGUCCCUCCGACUCGCCACCCCGUUGCUCGGCGACCUCAACGCCGACAAUUGCGAUGCGUUGAACGUGUUUACAGGCUUGACGUGUAUAUACAUAUUCGCCCGCGGCCCUCAAGCAGGGAGUUAUCUUCUAUUCGACGCCGAAAGCCCCGUAGGAGGAGAAGGCAGUGCCGAGACACUGAUCGCGAAUGGGGCACUCAACGGGGAUGGGUUGAUCGAUGGCAGCGCAGUGGCUGCUGCAGCCACCAGAGGCAUAAGCACGACCGAGGAGUGGCUGGUGUUCUUCCGCGGCUUGCGGUCCGUCAUGAAAGCAACCGAGACGGCCCGCAGGGCUAGGAAGGGACGUAGCAUGAGCUCCGUCAGCGAUGACCAGCCGUGGGGCCUGAUGGACCAGAUGUUUGGCCCCGACGACGUCAUGACCGAGGAGGACCUCGACGAGCUCCACGGCGAAGACCAGGUCAUGAGCGAGCCCGACGUGGAGCAGAGGCUGAUGCACGACGGCAGCUCGGAGCGACGCUCCAGCAUGGCCUCGGGCAGCCACCAGUCGUACUACCGCCGCCGCCGCGACCCCCUCGCCGACGGCGGGUUCGCGACCCGCAGCACCCCGAUGAAGGACCUCCGCGACGUCAUCCGCCAGCAGAUCCGGGCAGACGACCCGGACCGCGAGGUGUACGCGUCGGCGUUUGCCGAGCUCGCGGCGUCGUACGCGACCGUGUUCGAAAAGGACAUGAGCACGCGGCAGACGAGCGCGCAGGUCGUCUUUGGCUGGAUGUACCACAUCUCGGACGACUUUAUCGAGCGCGUCAAGGCCAGGCACCCGGUCGCCCUGGCCAUAUUUGCGCAUUUCGUCGUGCUGCUGAGCGUCCUCGAGCUCAAGUGGACCACCAAGGGCUGGCCCGAGCAUCUCCUGUCUGGCAUAUACGACGCCCUGGGCGCGGCGGGGAGGCUUUGGAUACGCUGGCCCAUGGAGCGGGUCGGGUGGCUCCCUGGGUGAUGGGGGGGAAGCGUAAGGAAAUUGGGGGGCGACCAACUGGCUGGAUGAUGUUUCUACGAUUUUCGGGCAUAUGAAAGUCUGGGGCUGGAUGUUUUAAUGGAGUUGCGCGAGAGGAUCCGGCGAACAGUACACGAAAUAAGGGCACCACAGGCGGGCGCCUGGUUUGUAUUUUCUGGGGUUUUAGCAUCCAUCGUAGCAGCGGCUGCUUGCGAUUCAGCUUUGCACAUAAUAAUUUUCUAUCAAGUACGAGAAGCGCAUGGGUAGGAGGGCGAUAACCAGUUCUAGAAUGCUCAAGUAUCCCUACAAAUGACAUUUAUAUGCAGGUUGGGAAAGACAGAUACUUUAGGCAUAGACCAGGGAAGC